GGCCGCGGGGUGCCAGCCGGGGGCUCGCGGCUCCCCGGGGCCGCGGCGGUCCCUCCGCUCGGCGCUGGCGGCGGUGUCCGCUCCGGGCCGGGUCCCGCUCUAGAUGGGAUAAGCGGUAAACAUGUUCAGCUUUGAAGGAGAUUUCAAAACAAGGCCCAAGGUGUCUCUUGGAGGAGCGAGUAGGAAGGAGGAAAAGGCUUCGCUCUUGCAUCGCACUCAAGAAGAAAGGCGAAAACGAGAGGAAGAAAGGCGAAGGCUGAAAAAUGCAAUAAUAAUCCAAUCAUUUGUAAGGGGUUAUAGAGACAGAAAUCAUCAGUACUCUACCCAGAGAAGUGAAUUUGAUCGCUGUGCUAAUUUGGCCCAAACUGGGGGAACCUUUUCUACAGCUAAUGGAGCUAAUUUGACUCUUCUAGUUCGUCAGCUACUCUUUUUCUAUAAACAGAAUGAGGAUUCUAAACGUUUGAUAUGGCUGUGUCAGAAUUUAAUUAAGCAGAGUUCUCAGUUUGUUAAGCAAUUGGAUGGUCCAGACCGACUUACUUGCUUAUUCCAAAUAAAAAGACUGUUGGGGUUGUGUUGCAGGCUAUUGCAAAACUGCAAUGACGACAGUCUGAAUGUUGCACUUCCUAUGAGAAUGCUUGAGGUAUUUUCAUCUGAGAAUACGUAUUUACCUGUUUUACAAGAUGUCAGCUAUGUAACAUCACUAAUUGAACAAAUUUUGCACUACAUGAUUCAGAAAGGCUACUACAAGUCGCUUUAUUUGUUAAUUAAUAGUAAGCUUCCAUCAAGUAUUGAGUAUUCUGAUGUUUCUCGAGUCCCUCUUGCAAAAAUACUUCUGGAGAAUGUUCUGAAACCAUUGCACUUUACAUACAGCUCCUGUCCAGAAGGUGCAAGACAACAGAUUUUUGCAGCCUUCACAGAGGAGUUUGUGGCAGCACCUUUCACAGAUCAGAUAUUCCAUUUCAUCAUUCCAGCGCUGGCUGAUGUGCAGAUCGUUUUCCCUUAUGAAUUCUUUCUGAAUGCACUAUUAUUAGCAGAAAAUGGAUGUUCAAGAAAAAGUGAUCAAGCUCCAUGGCUUUUUUACUUCGUGCUAAUAGUUGGAGAAACGUAUUUGGGAUCCCUUUCAGAAGAAGGACUGCUUGUAUAUUUGAGGGUACUCCAGGCUUUUCUCUCUCAGCUGCCUGUAUCUAGUGCUGGUACAAAUUGUCAAGAUGCAAACAGUGAUUCUGAAGAUGAGGAUGAAGAGAUCAGUAAAAUGACAACUACACCAGGUGAUGGGAGAAUAUCAGUUCAGUACAUUACUGAGGAGUGUCUAAAGAAACUGGAUACAAAGCAGCAGACAAACACUCUGUUGAAUAUGGUUUGGAGAGAUUCAGCUAGCGAAGAGGUCUUUACCUUGAUGGCAUCAAUCUGCCACACGCUAAUGGUGCAACACCGAAUGAUGGUGCCAAAAGUCAGGCUCCUUUACAGUUUAGCCUUUAAUGCCAGAUUCCUGAGGCAUCUUUGGUAUUUGAUAUCUUCAAUGACGACACGAAUGAUUACAGGGUCUAUGGUACCACUUCUUCAAGUGAUUUCAAGAGGUUCCCCAAUGUCUUUAGAAGACUCUAGUCGAAUUAUCCCUCUCUUCUACCUAUUUAGUUCUUUGUUUAGUCAUUCCCUUAUUUCUAUUCAUGAUAAUGAAUUCUUCGGUGAUCCUAUUGAAGUUGUAGGUCAGAGACAAUCAUCAAUGAUGCCUUUUACACUAGAAGAGCUUGUAAUAUUAUCACGCUGCCUUCGAGAUGCGUGCUUAGGAAUCAUAAAGUUGGCUUAUCCAGAAACAAAACCAGAGGUUCGUGAGGAAUAUAUUGCAGCAUUUAGAAGUGUUGGAGUAACAAAAAAUACAGAGAUGCAGCAGUGUAUACAGACUGAACAAAAAAGGUGGAUUCAGUUAUUCAAGGUCAUCACAAACUUGGUGAAAAUGCUGAAAGCAAGAGAUACAAGGAGAAAUUUCUGUCCACCAAAUCAUUGGCUCUCAGAGCAAGAAAACAUUAAAGCAGAUAAGGUUACACAGCUCUAUGUGCCAUCUGCUAGACAUGUAUGGAGAGUCAGAAGAAUGGGCAGAAUAGGACCAUUGCAGUCCACUUUGGAUGUGGGUUUGGAACCAGCACCUCUUUCUGUAUCUGAAGAACGACAGCUUGCAAUUCUGACAGAGCUACCUUUUGUCGUUCCUUUUGAAGAAAGAGUAAAGAUUUUUCAAAGACUAAUCUAUGCUGAUAAACAAGAAGUUCAAGGAGAUGGGCCAUUUUUGGAUGGAAUUAAUGUCACCAUUAGGAGAAAUUAUAUUUAUGAAGAUGCUUAUGAUAAACUUUCUCCUGAAAAUGAACCUGACCUAAAAAAGCGCAUUCGUGUUCACUUGCUUAAUGCACAUGGUCUUGAUGAAGCUGGUAUUGAUGGUGGUGGAAUUUUCAGAGAAUUUUUGAAUGAACUACUGAAAUCAGGAUUUAACCCUAACCAGGGAUUUUUUAAGACCACCAAUGAGGGACUUCUUUAUCCCAAUCCUGCUGCACAGAUGCUUGUUGGAGACUCUUAUGCCCGACAUUACUACUUUCUUGGAAGAAUGCUUGGAAAGGCUCUUUAUGAAAAUAUGCUGGUGGAGCUGCCCUUUGCUAGUUUUUUCCUCUCCAAAUUACUGGGGACAAGUGCCGAUGUUGACAUUCAUCAUUUAGCUUCAUUGGAUCCAGAAAUGUACAAAAACUUGCUUUUUCUGAAGAGCUAUGAAGGAGAUGUAGAAGAACUCGGACUAAACUUCACUGUAGUAAACAAUGACCUCGGGGAAGCACAGGUGGUUGAGCUGAAGCCGGGUGGAAAAGACAUUCCUGUGACCAGCGCUAACCGCAUCGCGUACAUCCACCUGGUGGCAGACUACAGGCUGAACAAACAGAUCCGACAGCACUGCCUGGCUUUCCGUCAGGGAUUGGCCAACGUUGUGAAUCUGGAAUGGCUACGAAUGUUUGAUCAACAGGAAAUACAGGUUUUGAUCUCUGGUGCCCAGGUUCCUAUUAGUUUGGAUGACCUUAAAUCUUUCACAAAUUAUUCAGGUGGCUAUGCAGCAGACCAUCCUGUAAUAAAAACAUUCUGGAGAGUUGUAGAAAGGUUCACUGAUGAGGAGAAACGCAAACUACUCAAGUUUGUAACAAGCUGCUCUCGGCCACCUCUCCUGGGGUUUAAGGAGUUAUAUCCUGCAUUUUGCAUUCACAAUGGAGGAUCUGAUUUAGACAGGCUACCUACUGCAAGUACCUGCAUGAACUUGCUGAAGCUUCCUGAGUUUUAUGAUGAAAAUCUUAUGCGGAGCAAGCUUCUGUAUGCCAUUGAAUGUGCUGCUGGAUUUGAACUAAGCUGAGUCAAGCUGAUGCUUGUUUGGAUGAUCUGCAGAGGAAUGAACCAGUGCCUACUCUAUAAGCAGCACCUGUAUCUACACAGUUUUGAAGGAAUUCUGUGUAAAUUUCUGCAGCUCUUAUGUCUUAUCAGAUGCCCUCAAAUAGGUUUCAUUUUUAAACACAAUCUGUUAGUUAGCUUUCAUUUAAUUAAUAUUAAAUUGACACUGCUUGGUGAUUCAAAAUACCGAAUGCUGUUUGCAGUGUGGUGGUUCUCUGUGUUCAUGGGAAGAAAGAGCACAUGUUUUAAAAAAAAAAAAAAAAAAAAAAAAAGUGACAUCUCAGUGAAAUUAACCAAAGAUGAAGCUUUGGCUUUGUGCUGUUCAAACAUAAGAGUCACAAACCGGCAUUAAAGUUGUGUACCAUGCAGCACAUCGGGAUGAGAUGAGGCCAACAUCCUGUGAGUAGUCUUUUAGAUGAAAGUGAAGCAGAUGUUUGCAGAUAUCCCACAACUGAGAGGAUGAAAAUGUUCAUUACUGAUAUCCUAACAACUUCACUUACGCUGUAGAAUUGUUUACAAACCAUAGCUAUUGCAAGUAAGACAUAACUGAUUUUGUUUGAUACUACCUUCCCUUAAGAUGGUAGGCACUGAGAUAAAAUGUUUAUAAUAUUUUAUUUGUGCUUUCUGAAAUACCUUGAAGUCAGAUUCGCAUGCUUAUUUUGAGUUCAACCUUUGGCUGUGUCAUUAUCACUUGAACACUGUCAUAAACUGAAAUGACUAUCCACGUUUCCUCUGUUCUGUUUCUGUCUUUUGUGCCUGUACAGAUUUUUUUAAUGUAUCAGCCUCCUGUUGCAUACACAGUACAUGAAAAGUAAUCACUUCAGAAAAGUACACAUGUAACAACUAUUAAAAUUAUUUAAACCAAAGUUAUCAGGCUUUCUUUUAUAUUUGAAGCCUGUGGUGUUCACAUUCCUUACGCCUGUCAUUUUUUUCCAUCCUAAAUACCCUAUCUGUGCUCUGGUUGCUAGUCAAAUUCAUUAUUUUUUGUGAUUAGACAGCUUUCACAUCCAUUUGCCUGCAGUAUUUCUGCUAAGAGAAGUAGGUGGAAUAUGCUGCUUUGUGUAACUUGAUUUCUGGGAGUAACUUGGUUUCACAUGGAAGGAAGUGAUCCUCUGACCUACUUGUAACCUACUGUAGGGAACCUGCUUUAGUGGCAGGGUUGGACUGGGUGAUCUGCAGAGGUCCCUUCCAUCCCUAUGGUUCUGUGAUUCUGGUAGUAGGCACUGGGUGUUUUCAUGGGAACUGCAGUCAGUUUGAAAAAGGAAUUAUAGCUGAAACUGUAAGAUUAAUAAGUGCAUCCAUCUGAACUUUAGUUUUAUAUUUUAAAUCAUCAAAAUUUACAAUCAGUUUUAUAUUCAUCUCUUAUGCAAAAAAAAAAAAUAAUAAAAAAAAAAUUGCUGGUUACUGAAAACAGUUGAAUUUCAUAUUUAAAAAGCAGUAACCAGCAAUAUCCUUUUAAAUGUGGGGAAAUGGAGUGGUUUUAAGAUGUUUACUGGUAACCAUAUAAAAAUGUAUAAUUUCUUAAGUUGGGUAAAAAAUGGAGUGUUAAAAUGCUGUUUGUAGUCUUGAUGUACAGAAAUAAAGUAAUUGUUUUUCUUUUU
Messenger RNA from Tympanuchus pallidicinctus (lesser prairie-chicken), 5012 nucleotides. It is a transcript of the gene UBE3C, whose product is annotated as ubiquitin protein ligase E3C. Gene Ontology annotation, biological process: protein polyubiquitination; ubiquitin-dependent protein catabolic process. The transcript has 23 exons. Lineage: Eukaryota; Metazoa; Chordata; Aves; Galliformes; Phasianidae. Gene Ontology annotation, molecular function: protein binding; ubiquitin protein ligase activity. Bases 122 to 3376 code for a protein of 1084 amino acids. The record is from RefSeq and is a predicted model, not a curated record.